Molecule: messenger RNA, 468 nt
Organism: Staurois parvus
Lineage: Eukaryota; Metazoa; Chordata; Amphibia; Anura; Ranidae
Source: the annotation of a GenBank genome assembly
AUGUCCAUCUUAAAGGAAUUUGGUGACAGUGAGGUGUUCAGGGCUUUCGCUACAUAUGUUGCAGUUGUCCUCCUGAAAAUGAUGCUAAUGAGUGUUUUCACCUCCUACUACAGGAUUACACGCAAAGUCUUUGCAAAUCCAGAGGAUGCUGCUGCUCAUGCCAAGGGAGGAGAUCUGAAGAAAUUUAUCAGAACAGAUGAAAGUGUGGAGCGAGUACGCAGGUGUCAUCUGAACGACAUUGAGAACAUUAUACCGUUUGUGGGACUUGGUCUGGUCUAUGUGCUCAGUAAUCCCGAAUUAUCGACUGCACUUUUACAUUUCCGCAUCUUUGCCGGUUCUCGCAUUCUGCACACAAUCUCCUAUCUAACGCCACUGCCACAGCCAAGCCGAGCACUGACCUUCUUCAUCGGAUUUCUUGUCAAUGCUUCCAUGGCAUAUGCAAUUCUGAGUACCAUCUCUUAUUUUUAA